AUGGGGAAGCCUCCGAAGAAGAAGAGCCUUGCUGACAAAGUCCGCAAAACCAAGACGAGCACAGAGAUAAAAAACAAUCCGUUUGAGGUCAAAAUCAACCGUAAAAAAUUCGAUGUCCUGGGUCGAAAAACUAAGCAUGAUGUCGGUCUGCCCGGGGUUUCUCGGUCCAAAGCCAAUAAUAAGAGAAAGGAAACCCUCCUGAAGGAAUAUAAACAGAAGAACAAGUCCAACAAGUUAAUUGACAGACGUCUCGGAGAAUAUGACGCCAAGAUGGAUCCUGAAGACAAAAUCCUACAGAGGUUCACCAUGGAGAGACAGCGUGUUCACGAAAAGAAGGAUGUGUACAACCUGAACGAGGAAGAAGAGUUGACUCAUUAUGGCCAGUCACUGGCUGAAAUGGAGAAGUUCAAUGACGUCGUGAAUAGUGACGAUGAAUCGGAGGAGAAAGGGCUCUUAUCAGCUGAGCUGACUGCCGCCCACUUUGGAGGAGGAGGGCUCCUCAGGAAGAAAGCACCAGGAGAGGAGGAGGAAGGAAGCCAGAGGGCCAGGACCAGACAGGAGCUCAUUGAAGAGCUCAUCCAGAAGUCCAAGCAGGAGAAGAGGGAACGGCAGGUGCAGAAGGAGGAGGCACAGGAGCUGACUGAGAAGCUGGAUCAGGACUGGAAGAGCAUUCAGUCUCUGAUGGUGAAAAAAACUCCCAAAGCCGAACGCAUUGACAACCCAGAGGAGAAACCCAAGCUGGAAGAGUACGACAUGAUGGUCCGCGAGCUCGGCUUUGACAUGAAGGUUCAGCCCUCGGAGAAGAUGAAGACUCCGGAGGAGCUGGCCAGGGAGGAGCGGGAGAAGCUGCAGAAGCUGGAGGCUGACCGCCUGAGGAGGAUGAUGGGAGAUGCCGGCGAGGAGGGCGUGAAGAGUCAAAUCCACAUGUCCGCCGAUGACCUCAAUGACGGCUUCAUCCUGGACAAGCAUGACCAGAAGACCCUAGCCUAUCAGGACGGGAAAUGGAACAUUGAGGAGGAGUCGGCAGAAGAAGGAGAUGAAGAAGACGGAGAUGAGGAAGAAAGCGGUGAAGAGCAGGAGUCGGAUGCAGAGGAAAAUGAAGAUGAGGAUGAUGAUGAUGGAGAAGAAGAAAAGGAGGAGGAUGGGGACGAAGAAGAGGAGGAGGGCAGCAGUGAAGAGGAGGAUGGGCACUCAGACUUGGACUCUGAGCAAGAAAGCGAGAAUGAGGAGACGAAACAGGAGGAGAAAGACAGCCGGGUCAAACCGGUGAAGAGUCUAACCAAAGAGGAGCUGAAGGCCCAGCAGGAGGCAGCAAAAGCUGAGCUUCCUUACACGUUUGCCGCCCCUGAGAGCUACAGUGACCUGAGGGGUCUGCUCCACGGCCACACCCCCGACAACCAGCGCCUCAUUGUGGCCAGAACCCAGAAGUCCAACCACCCCAGUUUAGCAGUAGGAAACAAGCUGAAACUGCAGAAACUGUUUGGCUUUCUGUUGGAGUACGUCGGAGAACUGGCCACCAGGAGUCCUCCCGAACUUACCACUGUGGACAAGCUCAUCCCGGAGUUGUAUGCUCUGUGCCAGAUGUUUCCUGAUGCUGCCGGCCAGGCCGUGCAGAGCGUCCUCACAGACGCCGCUCACAGCAUGGAGGAGACGCUGGAGGUCAAAGGUCAUGCUGCUUUCCCCACACUAGACAUGAUGAUUUACCUGAAGGUGACAGCCCUGCUGUUUCCUACUUCAGACUUCAGGCACCCAGUCACAACUCCAGCCCUUCUUUACAUCGGCCAGGCUCUCACUAAGUGUCCUAUAAGGUCUCUACAGGACCUGACGACAGGUUUGGGGUUUUGCUGCCUGGCGGUGGAUUACGUCUCCUUUUCGAAGCGCUUCCUGCCUGAGCUCAUCAACUUCCUGAGCGGAACGCUCCACAUGGCAGUGGAGGACAAGGCUGCUGUUGGUUACACGGUGGUGCCGCCCUUCAGGCCAUCUGGAAAGUCCAGCGAUCUGCUGAAGUUGUCGUCAGCGGAGUCCCAGAAGAGCUGGAGCAAGAAAAGCAUUCCACUGUCUGACACGCAGCACCUGCAGCUCAGUAGUGAGCUGGACAGGGAUCAUCACAGGUUGACGUGUUUGUCUACCUGCCUCGGCUUAGUGGAGAGAUGCUGCCAGCUGUACAAAGACUUAACUUCCUUCACAUACAUCUUCCAGCCCAUCGAAAUAUUACUUUCCAAGCAUCUUUCCACCCAAACAUUACCCGAAUCUCUGCAGGAACUUUCCAGUAAGAUUUUAAACGCCAUCAGAAAUGCCGCUGCGCCUCACCGUCGGCUCGUUUUUGAGAAGAAAAAACCCAUUCCUUUGAAACUGCUCACGCCCAAGAUCGUUGAAGUCUUGGACUAUGGGAAGAAGCGUGGCAGUACGAGAGAGGAGCGGGAGAAGGAGCGACUUAAACACAAAUACAAGAAGGAGUUUAAGGGAGCUCUGAGGGAGAUCAGGAAGGACUCCCGCUUCCUGGCCAGAGAGAAGCUCGGAGAGGUCAUGAAGAGGGAUGACGAGAGAAAGAGGAAGGUGAGAGAGCUCUUUGGCAGCCUGGCCACCCAAGAAGGAGAGUGGAAAGCCCUGAAGAGGAGGAAGAGGAAAAUGUAG
This is a messenger RNA of Menidia menidia (Atlantic silverside), 2634 nucleotides long. Lineage: Eukaryota; Metazoa; Chordata; Actinopteri; Atheriniformes; Atherinopsidae. The record is from the annotation of a GenBank genome assembly.